Molecule: messenger RNA, 1670 nt
Organism: Hypoxylon fragiforme
Lineage: Eukaryota; Fungi; Ascomycota; Sordariomycetes; Xylariales; Hypoxylaceae
Exons: 2
Coding region: 221-1462 (413 amino acids)
Cellular component (GO): membrane
Source: RefSeq, a predicted model, not a curated record
AAAGCAUCGAUCAACCGAAUUUUUGAGCUUCUACUCUACUUCGUCAAGCUAAGCCCACUCAACUCCACCAAAGGACCUUCGCGACGUGGCCCUCCACCUCUGCCUAGCACCUCUCAGCCUAAGAUUAAUUCCAACAAAAAAGUAGAAAUACUGAGCAACAAGCAAAAAGGCAACAAGAGAAGUGCGGAAAAGUUGCAGAGGCAAUAAACCAGCAACAGUCAUGUCGUCGCUGGUUAGAGCGGAGAGGGUGCUCUCGUCCACCUUACCAAGAGGACUCAAUAACCCGAAAACAACUUCUCGAUCUUUACUAGCACCCACACUCGCCUUGGCCUCACUCCGAACCUUCCACGAUACUGCGAGAGCCCUCGCCCCGUCGCCGCCCACUAUCAGCGGACUCGGCACCGUCCCACCCUCCUACUUCCAGCGCCCCUCCUUGCCCGCCAACACCAUCAUCCGAUUCGUACCACAACAGACAGCAUGGAUUGUCGAGCGUAUGGGCAAGUACCACCGCAUCCUCGAGCCGGGCCUAGCUAUCCUCAUACCUUUCCUCGACCGAAUCGCCUACGUCAAGAGCCUCAAGGAAGUAGCGAUAGAAAUACCUAGCCAGAGCGCCAUCACAGCCGACAAUGUGACGCUGGAGCUAGACGGCGUCCUAUACACCCGAGUCUUUGACGCAUACAAGGCCAGUUACGGCGUUGAAGAUGCCGAGUAUGCCAUCUCGCAGCUCGCACAAACCACCAUGCGCAGCGAGAUCGGCCAGCUAUCCCUCGACCACGUGCUCAAGGAGCGCGCCGCCCUCAACACCAACAUCACCGCCGCCAUCAACGAGGCCGCGCAAGCCUGGGGCGUCACCUGCCUGCGCUACGAGAUCCGGGACAUCCACGCGCCCGCCGCCGUCGUCGAAGCCAUGCACCGACAGGUGACAGCCGAGCGGUCCAAGCGCGCCGAGAUCCUCGAGUCCGAAGGUCAGCGCCAGAGCGCCAUCAACAUCGCCGAGGGCAAGAAGCAGUCGGUGAUCCUGGCAUCCGAGGCGCUGCGCGAGGAGAACAUCAACCGCGCGACCGGCGAAGCCGAGGCUAUUUUCAUGAAGGCCAAGGCCACCGCCUCCGGCAUCGACGCCGUCGCGCGCAGCAUCAGCGAGGGCGGCGCCUCCGCCCACGGCGCCGUCUCCUUCAGCGUCGCCGAGAAGUACGUCGACGCCUUCGGCAAGCUCGCCCGCGAGAGCACCGCCGUCGUCGUCCCCGGCAACGUCGGCGACAUCGGCGGCAUGAUCGCCACCGGCCUCAGCGUCUUCGGGAAAGUCGGCGAGGCCCAGAACCGCACCAUGGCUAAGCAGUUGAUUGAGCAGCAGCAGAAGCAGAAUGACGAGGCGGAGGAGGUCGGGCCCGAUGGGAAGCCGAGCAAGAAGAGCGUGGUUGACUCUAUGGUUCGCGAGUUCGACAAUACGGCGAGGAGGAAGUGAAGGGAGAGUAAAACCUAACAGAGAGAUGACGCAAACAAAAAACGGAGGGAGAUAAACCCUCAAGACAAAACGAGCUAUAAAGGGGGAGCUUUGUAACACUAAAAAAUACCUAGGCAACGUAGGCAGGAGCCGGUUGUUCUCCUGUCUAUGAAAAAGGGUGGACGAGAAAAUGAAUCUAUAAGAAGGGGUACGGGGGCAAAGGGGAAAG